This is a messenger RNA of Amorphotheca resinae ATCC 22711, 979 nucleotides long. RefSeq lists its product as hypothetical. The record is from RefSeq and is a predicted model, not a curated record. NCBI's taxonomy places the organism in Eukaryota, Fungi, Ascomycota, Leotiomycetes, Helotiales, Amorphothecaceae. Gene Ontology annotation, molecular function: acyltransferase activity, transferring groups other than amino-acyl groups. Bases 241 to 852 code for a protein of 203 amino acids. The transcript has a single exon.
AUGAACUCUCGUAAAUAUAAUACUCCGCUGCCUCUGGCCCAAACCCCUUUUGUCCUUUUUUGCCUUUUUUUGUGCGUCUCGCAGUAUGAGUCACGCGGGACGGAUCAGAUGGAUUUGACUAUAACAUCAACACUCCUUCAUCCUGUGUCAGCACCAUCGUGUGAUCCUUUCAACUGAUCCAUCCUACAAGCAAGUGCGAACACCUUCACAUGACAAGCAUAGUACCCAUUCUUUGUCAAUAUGACUUUUGAGAUCUUCCAGAUACCCCAUGACGACGAGAGUGCUCGUUCUUGGCUGGAGCGGGUCAAGGCUUUCCGGCUCCUCUCAUUGCAGACAGCACCUGAAUCCUUUCUAUCGACAUACGCGAGCGAAGUCACCUUCACAGAUGAUAUCUGGUACGGCCGUCUCACCAAUCCGAGCGUUGCUACCUUUGUUGCUCUUCAGUCGGGUCGUGUUGUGGGAAGCCUUGCGCUAAUUGGCCCACUUGCCCACCCACCAGAGGAUCUUUCUCCUUUGGGAAAUCCAUGGGUGUCAAUCGAUAGAGAUGCAUUACUCAAGGAGCCAGAGAAUUCACAUUGGCGUAUCAAUGGCAUGUUCACAUUACCCGAAGUGCGUGGUCAAGGGAUUGCCAAGGCACUCAUUGAGAAGGCAAAAGUGUUCGGAUGUGAGCAAGCAGCGCUCUCAGGAAAGGGCUUUGUUGGGAGCAUUGCGGUGGAUGCCGAUAAUCUACCUGCUAAGGCUUUGUACAAAAAGUGUGGGUUUGUGACUAUCAAAGAAGAGCCUUUGUCUCAUGGCUCCUCAAGGACAGUGCUUCUUAUGAAAUACACACCAGAGAUUGUGGUAUCGACCUAGCUAAGUCUGAUCGUCAGCGUCUGUUUGCGAAUAAGCAUUUUUCACUCCUAAUACUUGCAACUAGAGUUGGUUAGAAUAUUUCCAAGUGAUUACUCAAGUCUUGAAUGUAGGAUUCAGCCAACUCUAU